AUGUCAGAUUCCAGUCGGAACAGCUCUCCCCAGACGUAUAAACCCGUCGUCCCUAUCGAUCUCAACCUUGGUUCCUAUCACAGCGCAAUGGGUCAGCCUCCGCAACCCACUGCAGAAGAAGCUCGCAGCUCUUCAGAGUCCCUGAAGAGCCCUCGGACGGCUCGCUUUGCCGAAGCCACCGCCGUUCAUUCUCCCGUGGACGAGAAUUCCAGACACUCUCCCUUCGCCGACCCUCAACCUCAAGGGAAUGUGGGAGAUGUCGGGUUCGGCUACGUGGCUGCCAAUAACCCUUCCCAGCAUGUGGACGACUCGCGGCCCCCAGCCUCGCCGCUGAAGAGCGCGCUGAGAGUACCUGGGACAGCUCGCACUCUGGACAUAAGGAGCCCAACCUUCCGGGAGGAGUACAUGCUGGAGAAGCAAGAGAAGGUCACGGAGAAGGCGAAUGAGAAAGAUCUGGUAAGAGGACUCCUUCCAAGACGAACAAUCUUUCCCUUUUCUGACAAGUUUCUGCAGAAAAUAAAACUCCGUGUACGGAUCGCCAAGAUCUUCCUGCGCUUCGUCAACUUCGGCUGCAGUCUCAUCGUGCUGUCCCUGCUGGCAGUCACGCUGUCCAUCUUCAACGCAACCAAGACGAUAGAGGCGAGAAACAGUCUCCCCGCCUGGGCGGAGGGCACGAACCCCUGGGCACAGUACAUGCUCCUGGGCAUGUCAUGUGUAUCGCUGUUUGCAUGUAUGAUUGUAUUCUGGGGCUACUACAAGGGUGGACACCGACGCGCCCAGAAGACAGCCGUCUACUACACAACCUUCACCGUCUGCUUCUUCGUUUUCAGUCUGGUCAUGUGGAUAGUCGGCGCAGCGGUCUACGCUCACUCCAAGACGUCACCCAACGGCACGGAUAUGUGGUCCUGGUCCUGUGCGCAGAACACCCGCGAGCAGGACUUCUCCAACGUCGUCAACUAUGCUUUGCUCUGCCGUCUGCAGGACUGGGGUCUCAUGUGCGCCAUCAUUGAAAUUGUCAUCGAAGUUCUGGUAAUCUUGAUCUACGCCGUCGUCGCCUACCGCGUGUGGAGCAAGCGCAAGCUCAUGAAGACCAUGGACCAGCGCGACAGAGCCCGCUCGGAUCUGUACCUCGCCCAGCUGCGUCUGCAGUCUGCCCCCAAUACACCAGGCUUCCCAGGCUUCUCGCCGUACCCGCCCAAGUCCCCAUUUAUUUACUCCGCGCAAUUGGAUCCCUACUCCACCGCCGAGAAGGGCGAGUACCACAAUCCGGCGACCCAGUACGCCUCGCCACGUUCGCCGACCCGUCCAGCGCCGACCUUCCAGCUGCAGGCCCCGCCAAUCAAGGUCCAAGGAGCAUCGCCCCAGAUGGGACAGGGGGAGUUCGCCCCUCCGAACUCAUCUCGAACGCCGUCUCCGCCAUCUUCCCAGCACUCUGGUCCUGUCUCACAGCCUUCUGUUUCUCAUCACUCUGCGGCUGCUGCCGCCGGUGAGCCGAGCUACGGCUCUGUGCCUAUUCCAGGCGCUUAUAGCUAG
This is a messenger RNA of Penicillium lagena, 1533 nucleotides long. RefSeq lists its product as uncharacterized. The record is from RefSeq and is a predicted model, not a curated record. NCBI's taxonomy places the organism in Eukaryota, Fungi, Ascomycota, Eurotiomycetes, Eurotiales, Aspergillaceae. The coding region runs from base 1 to 1533 and encodes 510 amino acids. The transcript has a single exon.